Dama dama (fallow deer) is the source of this 1527-nucleotide messenger RNA. RefSeq names its product olfactory receptor 5M9-like. Gene Ontology annotation, cellular component: membrane. Gene Ontology annotation, biological process: G protein-coupled receptor signaling pathway; sensory perception of smell. Gene Ontology annotation, molecular function: odorant binding; G protein-coupled receptor activity; olfactory receptor activity. NCBI's taxonomy places the organism in Eukaryota, Metazoa, Chordata, Mammalia, Artiodactyla, Cervidae. The record is from RefSeq and is a predicted model, not a curated record.
AUGUUAAAGGAAAACUACACAGAUGUGACUGAGUUUAUCCUCCUGGGACUGACAGAUCGAGCUGACUUGCAGCCUGUCCUUUUUGUGGUCUUCCUAGUCAUCUACCUGAUCACAGUCAUUUGCAACAUGAGCAUGAUUUUGUUCAUCAGAACUGACUCAAAGCUUCAGACUCCAAUGUACUUCUUCCUCAGUCACCUUUCCUUUGUAGACCUCUGUUAUGCCACCAUUGUCACUCCUCAGAUGCUGGUCAAUCUCUCAUCUAAGAAAAAAACCAUUUCCUUCCUUGGUUGCUUUAUACAGUUUGACUUUUUCAUUUCCUUGAGGCUCACAGAUAGCUAUACACUCAAAGCAAUGGCUUAUGACUGUUACAUGGCCAUCUGCAAACCCUUGUUAUACGGCAGCAAAAUGUCCUGAGGCAUCUGCCUCUCUCUCGUUGCUGCUCCUUAUACUUAUGGCUUUGCAAAUGGUCUUACCCAGACCAUCCUGAUGCUCUGCCUCUCCUACUGUGGACCCAAUGAAAUCAACCACUUUUACUGUGCGGACCCAGUCCUAGCCUGCUCAGAUACUUAUGCCAAUGAAACUGCCAUCUUUACAAUGCCAAAUUUCACAGAUGUGACAGAAUUUAUUCUUCUGGGGUUAACCAGUCAUCAGGAGCUUCAAGUUCUCUUUUUUGUGGUGUUUCUAGUAGUUUACAUGAUCACUCUGAUAGGGAACAUUGCUAUGAUUAUUUUGAUCAGCAUCAGCCCCCAGCUUCAGAGCCCCAUGUACUUUUUCUUGAGUCAUUUGUCUUUUGUGGAUGUGUGGUUCUCUUCCAAUGUCACUCCGAAGAUGCUGGAAAACUUACUGUCAGAGACAAAAACCAUUUCCUAUGUGGGGUGUUUGGUGCAGUGUUACUUCUUCAUAGCCCUUGUCCACGUGGAAGUAUAUAUCUUGGCUGUGAUGGCCUUUGAUCGCUACAUGGCCAUCUGCACCCCUCUGCUCUACGGCGGUAAAAUGUCCAGGGCUGUCUGUGCUCGUCUCAUCUCUGUGCCAUACAUCUAUGGAUUCUCUGUCAGCCUGAUCUGCACGCUGUGGACCUAUGGCCUGUACUUCUGCGGAAACGUUGAAGUCAACCACUUCUAUUGUGCUGACCCUCCUCUUAUCAAGAUUGCCUGUGGAGGGGUCCACGUUAAAGAAUACACCAUGAUUGUUAUUGCUGGGAUUAAUUUCACGUAUUCCCUCUCAGUGGUUCUCGUUUCCUACGCCCUCAUCGUAGCGGCCGUGCUGCGCAUGCGCUCUGCCGAUGGCAGGAGGAGGGCGUUCUCCACGUGUGGGUCCCACCUGACGGCCGUCACCAUGUUUUACGGGACUCUCAUCGUCAUGUACCUCAGGAGGCCCACUGAAGAGUCUGUGGAGCAGGGGAAGAUGGUGGCUGUGUUUUACACCACAGUGAUUCCCAUGCUGAAUCCCAUGAUCUACAGUUUGAGGAACAAAGAUGUGAAAGAGGCGGUCAACAAAGCAAUCGUCAAGGCAAACUUGAGGCAGUGA